Diaporthe citri is the source of this 1683-nucleotide messenger RNA. RefSeq lists its product as uncharacterized. The transcript is spliced from 2 exons. Bases 1 to 1683 code for a protein of 560 amino acids. NCBI's taxonomy places the organism in Eukaryota, Fungi, Ascomycota, Sordariomycetes, Diaporthales, Diaporthaceae. Gene Ontology annotation, molecular function: oxo-acid-lyase activity; imidazoleglycerol-phosphate synthase activity. The record is from RefSeq and is a predicted model, not a curated record. Gene Ontology annotation, biological process: L-histidine biosynthetic process.
AUGCCCACCGUCCACUUGUUAGAUUACGUCGCGGGAAACGUGCGCAGUCUCGUCAACGCCAUCGAGAAGGUUGGCUACGAGGUCGCAUGGGUCAAGACUCCCGAAGAGGUCAAGAAUGCAGAUAAACUCAUCCUCCCCGGCGUGGGCCACUUCGGCCACUGCCUCACACAGCUAUCCUCGGCGGGCUUCCUCCCCGCCAUAAAAGCCCACAUCGACGCCGGCAAGCCCUUCAUGGGCAUCUGCGUCGGCAUGCAAGCUCUUUUCUCUGGAUCUUCUGAGGAUCCGAACUGUCCCGGACUGGGCUCUAUAACGUCUUCGCUCUCACGCUUCGACGACAGUGACAAGGCUGUUCCGCACAUUGGCUGGAACGAUGCUGUCGUGGAGGGUGGCGUGUCCCUUCAUGACCUGAGGCCCGGGUCUAAGUACUACUACGUCCACAGCUACCGAUGCCCGUACGAGAAAGGAGUUCUAGAGGGACAAGGCUGGACGGUGGCCACGGCAAGCUACGGCGGUGAGACGUUUGUCGGUGCUGUGGCAAAGGGCAACAUCCUCGCCACGCAGUUUCACCCCGAGAAGAGUGGUGUCGCAGGCUUGAGGACCCUCAAGUCUUUUCUCACCGGCGAGGGUGCAAAAGCUCUGGGCCAGGCACCGCCGCAGGCCACAGCGUCGGUACAAUCCAACGGAGGAGCAGUCCCACAGCCAGGCCUCACAAGGCGGGUGAUCGCCUGUCUCGACGUGAGGACAAACGACACGGGCGACCUUGUAGUCACAAAGGGCGACCAGUACGACGUACGAGAGAAGAGCGACGAGCGCGGCGUCCGAAACCUGGGAAAACCUGUCGACAUGGCCAAGAAGUACUACGAGCAGGGCGCGGACGAGGUGACGUUCCUGAACAUCACGUCCUUCCGGGACCUGCCCCUCAAGGACCUUCCCAUGCUGGAGAUCCUGCGGCUCACGUCACAGACCGUCUUUGUGCCGCUGACCAUCGGCGGGGGUAUCAGGGACACAGUCGACCCCCUGGACGGGAGGAAGGUGUCUGCGCUGGACAUCGCGACCAUGUACUUCCGCAGCGGCGCCGACAAGGUGAGCAUCGGGUCGGACGCCGUCACCGCCGCGGAGGAGUACUACGCCGCGGGCAGCAAGCUUUCCGGGACCACGGCCAUCGAGCAGAUCUCGCGCGCCUACGGCAACCAGGCCGUCGUCGUCUCCAUCGACCCGAAGCGGGUCUACGUGGCCUCCCCGGAGGCGGCGGGUGCCCACCACGCGUCCAACACCAUCAAGACCAAGUUCCCGGGCCCUGCCGGCGGCGAGGAGUACUGCUACUACGCCUGCACCAUCAAGGGCGGGCGCGAGACGCGCGACCUGGACGUCGUCCAGCUGGCGAGGGCGGUCGAGGCCAUGGGCUGCGGCGAGCUGCUGCUCAACUGCAUCGACCGCGACGGCACCAACAGCGGCUUCGACCUGGAACUGAUCCGCCAGGUCAAGGGCGCCGUCAGGAUCCCCGUCAUCGCCUCGUCGGGUGCUGGGAAUCCGGCCCACUUCGAGGAGGUGUUUGCCGAGACGACGACGGACGCGGCGCUCGGUGCGGGCAUGUUCCACCGCGGGGAGUACACGGUGAGGGACGUCAAGGAGUGCCUGGGCAACAAGGGCCUGACGGCUAGGGGAUUUGAAGGCGAACUGUGA